This is a messenger RNA of Dicrocoelium dendriticum, 417 nucleotides long. The record is from the annotation of a GenBank genome assembly. NCBI's taxonomy places the organism in Eukaryota, Metazoa, Platyhelminthes, Trematoda, Plagiorchiida, Dicrocoeliidae.
AUGUCGGAUCGGCCGGACCGCCACGGCAGGGGGGAGGGGGGGGGUGGAAGUGGGGGGGAGGGGCGGCGGGGGCAGGCGGGGGGGCCGGUGGGACUGGGGGGGGAGAGGGGGGGGGGGGGGUGGGGGGAUGGGGUCCGCGGGGGGAGCGCGGGAGGGGGGGGGCGGCGGGGGGGGGGGGGGAGCGCGGGGCGGGGAGCGGGGGGAGGGCGGGGUGGGCCGGGGGCGAGGGGGGGCGGCUGCGGGGUCCGGCGGGGGUGGGGGGGGCGGGGCGGCGUUUGGGCGGGUGGGGGGGAGCGCCGGGGGGGGUUGGGGCGGGUGUGGGGGUGUUUAUUUUACGACAUGUUGGGGGGAUGCGGGGAGGACCUCAGGCAUGGGGGGGGCGAACUGCGAGAAGGAGGGACCGCAGUCGGUUGGUGA